Molecule: messenger RNA, 3988 nt
Organism: Daktulosphaira vitifoliae (grape phylloxera)
Lineage: Eukaryota; Metazoa; Arthropoda; Insecta; Hemiptera; Phylloxeridae
Product: NFX1-type zinc finger-containing protein 1-like
Biological process (GO): regulatory ncRNA-mediated heterochromatin formation
Cellular component (GO): nuclear RNA-directed RNA polymerase complex
Molecular function (GO): helicase activity
Source: RefSeq, a predicted model, not a curated record
UUUCACAGGAUACUUUCAAAUUCAAUUUUUAAUCAUGUUUUUUUCUUUGGAGAAAGUAUUGUAUUUGAAUAAAGAAUUUAGGCUGUGACACACUACUCUUUAUUUGGUGUCAAUUUUCAUUUAGUUUUUACUGAUAUAAGAAUUACUCGCACAAUAAUUGUCGAUAAUAUGACACAUUACCACAAUUAAUCUUCAAAAAUUAAUUUAUGAAUAAUUAAAUAGUAUAGUAAUUUCUCAGACCAUUAGUUACAACCAAGUUACAAUGACUAAAAAAAAAAUAGCUGAAAAUAAUUCCCAACAAGAAAAAAAUGUCCAGUUAACUCCAGAUCUAUGUUGGUUAAAAAAUGAUCUAUCUCAAUCAAUGGUAUUGACCACACCAGUAAAUAGCUUUGCAAAUUAUAAAGAUAUUCCAUUAUAUCCUACAUUUGAAGAUAUAAAAUGUGUCCCUUGCAAUCUUCUUGCUAACAAUAUAAGGAGUCCAUAUAAAAAUUGCUAUGAAUACCUUGACAUAUUUUUUCGUCUUGCGCGUGAAGAUUUUGUUUCAUCAAUAAGAGAUACUAUACAUUUAUUAAAGAAACCUAUAAAAAGUGCGCAAGAACAAAUUGAAAUGAAAAGACUGUGGCUUUAUGAAAAUGUUAAAAUUGUCAAGACUUGUGCUUCUUCAUUAAAAACUUUGUUUUUUUGUUUUGACACACUUGAUAAUGCUAAAAAGUUUGAUUAUGAGAAUAGCAAACGUUUUAAAAAUGGAGCAUUGUUAAUUAUCUCUAAUGACAAAUUUGAAACAUUUACCUUAGGAAUUGUAACUGAUACCAUUAGAUUGAAUAUGGGUAAUGUUGGUGUGGAUAUUUUUGAUUUGAAAAAAGUUAGUAAAUGGCUUUGCAUAGAUAUUUUAGAACCCCCAGCUUUUUAUGAACCAUACAGAUAUGUUUUAGCAGUGUUACAAGACCUAAAUGAGAGAAAUUUUCCAAUGAAAAAUUACAUAAUUUAUGGUAAAAAAUACAUUUCACCUCCACAGUUUUUAAGUGGUGGAUCAACUUACAAAAUAUAUGGAGUUGAAUUUGAUAUUCUUAAAGAUGAUCAAUGGCCUUCUGCUGAUUCAUUACAGAUGGAUAUAAAUCAAUAUGAAGCAUUGAAAGGUGCAUUAACUAAAGAGUUUUCAAUGAUUCAAGGACCUCCAGGAACUGGUAAAACAUAUAUAGGCUUAGAAAUUGUAAAAAUCAUUAUUGAAAAUUUGUAUUUAACUAAAAGAUUGGCAAGCCCUAUUAUGGUUGUUUGUAUGACAAAUCAUGCACUUGAUCAGUUUCUAGAGGGUAUUUGGAGAUCAACCAAAAAUAUUGCUAGGUUUGGUUAUGGUACCAAAAGUGAUAUAUUAGUUGAUUAUGUUCCUCGUAUGAGUAUAGCUCGUCAAGAUUCUUGUGCAGAUAUUUAUGUUGACGCUAAGCGAAGUGUUGCAUCUACGUUAAAAGAGGAAAAUAAAUAUCAAAGUCAUAUAAAACAAAUUAGUAAAAAUAUUGGCAUUCUUAGUUUACGUUCAUUGAUGGAAGUUCUUAUAACAAGAGGUUUUGAUACAUGGUUUAAAGACUCUUAUGAACUGUUAUCUUGGUUAUUUUAUGAUGUUACAGAUGAAAAUGGUGUAAAUGUUGUUGAGUUCAUGAAAUUAAAACAAUUUUUUUCAUCUUGGGGAAAUAAAUCUAAAAAACAAAAUAAAUUAGAAGAUGACGUGUACUGUAUUACACUAACUAAUUUAAAGCAAUAUUAUUGUCAAACACAACGUUUCUUGGAUGAUUUAGAAGACAAUUCCAAUAAAAAUGAUGAGGAUAUUGUUAAAAAAAAAGAAGUGUUAAAGCAUUCAUUGAGAACUAUGAAGUUAAUUGAGAAUCAUUUAAUAAAGAAUUUAAAAUUAUUUCAAUCGACUUCUACUAUUGAGUUUAAUGAAGGUGUUAAACGAGAUUCAAUAGUAAUCCGUGAACGAUGGUUAUUGUAUUUUGAUUGGGUGCGGUUAAAUUUGGUAAUUAAAAAAAAUCAAAAACAAAAUAUUGUAGAUGAUGUUCGACAAGGGAGACGAGAAGUAAAUAAAUAUAAAUCUAUCGGUUAUUUAAAACCAGUUAAAGAUAAAUAUGUUAUUGGUAUGACAACAACUGCUGCUGCUCGAAAUAGAUAUUUGUUGCAAAAUCUUGAAUGUCCAAUUGUUAUCAUUGAAGAAGCAGCAGAAGUACUUGAGCCACAUAUAGUAGCUUCGUUGUCUGAACAUUGUAAACAAGUUAUACUUAUUGGUGAUCAUAAACAGUUAAGGCCUCAAACUGCUAAUCAUUUAAUGGCCAAAAAGUAUCAAUUAGAUGUAUCCCUUUUUGAGCGUAUGGUUAAUAACAAUAUCCCAUCAUAUGUACUCGCUGAGCAACAUCGUAUGAGACCAGAAAUUUCAGGUUUAGUGACUCCAGUUAUUUAUCCAAAUUUAAGAAAUCAUUCAUCUGUUUUAAAUAGACCUCAUAUUAGAGGUAUAGCAUCUGAUGUAUUUUGUAUAACUCAUAAAGCUAAUGAAGAAAAAGAUAUAGAAAUAUCAAGUUUUAAAAAUAGUCUAGAAGCUAAUUUUUUAAUAGCAUUAGCAGAUUAUCUAUUAAAACAAGGGUAUUAUCCAGAAGACAUAACUAUAAUGGCUAUGUACAAUGCCCAAGUUAUUUAUAUUACUAAGCUGAUAAAUAAACCACCUUAUAAACACUUAAAGGAUAUUAGAAUUUCAUCAGUAGAUGGAUAUCAAGGUGAAGAAAAUGAAAUUGUUUUAUUAUCAUUAGUACGUAGUAAUAAUUAUAAUAGUGUUGGAUUCCUAAAAACUAAUAAUAGGGUAUGCGUAGCACUUUCAAGAGCUAGAAUAGGCUUUUAUAUAGUAGGAAAUUUGGAUUUACUUUCUAAAGCUAGUAAACUGAAAAGCAUCAAGAAUUAUUUAUCUAAAAUAAAAUCAAUUGGUCCAAAAUUACUGUUAAAAUGUCAUAAUCACAAUAUCACAUUAGGAGGCGUAUCUGAAGCAAGCCAGUUUAAAAAUGUUUUUGUUAAUUGUAAGUUACUAUGUAAUGCUAAACUUUUAUGUGGUCAUCAGUGUGUUAAAAAGUGUCACUUAGAAGAUAGAGAGCAUAUGAAAUUGGAUUGUCGAAAACCUUGUUCUAGACAGUGUUCAAAAAAUCAUAAAUGUCAGAAACUAUGUUAUGAAGAAUGUAAUAAAUGUGAAGUUUUAAUCAGAGAAAUUAGUUUGUGUGGUCAUAUUAUUGAAGGAAAAUGUUAUGAUUUCAAGAAUAUUCUUUGUCAAACUAAAAUUAAAGUAACAUUAAACUGUGGUCAUGAAAUUGAGAAGUUAUGCUUUGAGCCUUCAGUAUGUGAUAAAAUUUGUAAUAAACCAACUCCAGGAUGUUUAUUUAGGCAUUUAUGUUUAAAAAAAUGUGGUCAAAUGUGUAGUCCAUGUACUGUUUCAAUUCCCAUAAUUUUGAUUUGUGGUCACAUUUCAGAAUUUAAAUGCUCACAAGACAAUAAUUCAGUUGUGUGUAAAAUGAAUAUCAAUAAAAAAUUACCAUGUGGACAUGAAAUAGUAUAUUUUUGUGGUGAAAAUAUAUCUGAUAUAAAUUGUCCUCACGAUAGUCACAAAAACGAAGACACUAUUGAGGACAUGAAUGUGAAAAAAUGUGCAGAAAAUGUUCUAACAAAAAGCAUAAAUCUUAUUCAAAAUAAGUCAUUGAAUACAAAAAGAAGGCAAAGAAACCGUAAUAUAAGAAACACUGCUGUUAAACAAAUACUUCACUGAAGUGCACUAUAGAGUCUAAUUUUUUUUAUGAUAAUAAUUGGUAUAAAAAUGUUAUUGUUAAUUUCUAUUGUUUUAUGUUAUUUUUAAAAUUUUAUGUCAGAUUGUAUGUGUUAAUUCAUUGUUUUUAUUUUAGUUGUUAAUAUAUUCUAAAAUAAAUGUUUAUUUUUUAAUAUUUCUAUUAAAUGAGAAUAAUUUUAUAUA